This is a messenger RNA of Aspergillus heteromorphus CBS 117.55, 1119 nucleotides long. RefSeq lists its product as uncharacterized. The transcript has 4 exons. The record is from RefSeq and is a predicted model, not a curated record. Bases 1 to 1119 code for a protein of 372 amino acids. Gene Ontology annotation, molecular function: cobalt ion transmembrane transporter activity; cobalt ion binding; magnesium ion binding. Gene Ontology annotation, cellular component: membrane. Gene Ontology annotation, biological process: metal ion transport; transmembrane transport. Lineage: Eukaryota; Fungi; Ascomycota; Eurotiomycetes; Eurotiales; Aspergillaceae.
AUGGUGCUACAGGAAAUUCUCGGAGAGUUGGUAGACGGCAGAAUGAAAGGUCAAGCUCGGCCGAAAUCGGUCGAUCUUAUGCUGGAGUUAGUUGUCAAGACUACCACGGGGUUUCUACCAGACAAUAAGGUCCAAACAAGCCAAACCAAAACAAGAUCGGCUUUAGAGAUAUUUCAAGAGUCUAUCAGGAACGUGGCCAACCAAGAAGCCACCCUGUUCAAGCAAUUUGAGCAAUACCUAACAGGUACUGCGGAGACGACUGAAGAGAAAGGGGGGGACCCCUCCUUCCCAUCCCUGGAAGGUGACCAUCGGUCAACAUAUAGUCAACCCGCAAACAAAACACCAGGUCAAUCUCAAGAGAGUGAUCAGAGUAAAACUCCGUUUCAUGAUAUUACUCGUGAAAUAAAGCUCCUACGCGAAGUCAAAGAUAUUCGAGACGAACUAUACAUCCUCAAGAGUCUAGUUGAGGAUCAAUCAGAGGUCUGGAAGCAAGCCUUUAAAGGUGGAGCUGCAAAUGACCAGCCCAAUUAUCUCAAAGUAGAAAUUGUGGAAAUGGCAAAAGAGGCGGCCGAUGUCCAGCGGGCCAUCGACGUCUUGUUGGACUUGAAACAGAAGCAAGCAAACAUCUCCGAAGCAAAGGAAGCAGGUGAACAGACCAAACAUUCAUCGAAGCAAAACGAUACUAUCAUGGUCUUCACUAUAGUGACAAUCAUCUUUACGCCCAUGUCUUUUCUGACCAGUGUAUUUGCGCUGAAUGUUACUGAUUUUCCGCAUCAAUCUGGCACGGUUACAUAUCAAGGAUGGUGGAUAUUUCCGAUUAUAUUCGGGGUGUCGUUCGCCGUAUCGGCGAUUUUUAUCAGCUUUGCCUUCAAUGCCAGCUGGGUCAUGGAGGCAUUUCGUCAAUGGAAAAUCUUCAAGGAGAAAGAAAAGAAAUUGCAUCAUCGACAAACAUCGCUGGCCUCCUCUUCCGAAUCAUCCGAAUCAACCAGCACUCCUUCAUCUACCAAGCAGAGCAUCCGAGAGAAGACUAGUGCGAAGGAGACUAGUAUUCAAACACAGAGGUUACCACGAUACCGUUGGCUGCGGUCGAGGGAUAUUCCUGAUGUUGAACAACAAUGA